AUGCCAUCACCCCCAGCGAAGCAGCAGCGAAAGCUAAUCAACUCUAUUCUGCAUCAUGCGAAACUCGGUGACUGGGAUGCGUUGAGCCAGCUUCUGGAUAAUCCGGAUGUGACGGCAGCAGGCCUGGAGUACCGCGAUAGCAACCCACUGCACGAAGCAAUCAUCGGCGGCCAUCCCGAGAUCGUGCAGCGUUUAAUCGAUCGAGGCUUCGGGUACAAGCAGGCCCAGAUAGCACGCGUCCUGCUCGAGGCCGGCGCAGAUCCCACCCGGCUGGAUGUUACGGACGCGGAGGAGACGCAUGCCGUCUCCCGAGAGAGUCGAACUGACUUUAUGACCUGGAACGUUACUGAAACAGGAAAGCAUGAGUAG
This is a messenger RNA of Aspergillus novofumigatus IBT 16806, 369 nucleotides long. RefSeq lists its product as uncharacterized. The record is from RefSeq and is a predicted model, not a curated record. Lineage: Eukaryota; Fungi; Ascomycota; Eurotiomycetes; Eurotiales; Aspergillaceae. Bases 1 to 369 code for a protein of 122 amino acids. Gene Ontology annotation, molecular function: protein binding. The transcript is spliced from 2 exons.